This is a messenger RNA of Heterobilharzia americana, 804 nucleotides long. The record is from the annotation of a GenBank genome assembly. NCBI's taxonomy places the organism in Eukaryota, Metazoa, Platyhelminthes, Trematoda, Strigeidida, Schistosomatidae.
AUGAGUGGUCAGCAUUACCGACUGGUUGUUUCUCAAAUGUCUCGGUCAUCAUGCCUUCCUGCCGCCUUGAUUAUGUUACUGUUUACUUUCUGUGUAUCGAUCCUGUUGCGAUAUUCAAGUCAGCAGCUAGUCUUUGUUAUCACUGAUAUCCUCCAAAUGUUUGAGAAUAAUGUCCCAUUUGGAAUCCCAGUCGCACCUUUUAUGACAGUUAUUCUUGCUCUUAUCGCUAUGGAAACCAUUAUGUCUGAGUUUUUCGGCGACUCUAUCACAGCAUUUUAUAUCAUUCUUAUUGUAAGCAUUUGUGAUCACUACGAGGCUGUGUUUUGCCGCACUGAACUGAGCAAACAAUAUUGGCCAAGGUUUUUUUAUCUAUAUCAUUUCGGAUUUUAUGCCUACCACUAUCGUUUCAGUGGUCAGUUCAGUGGUGUAGCCCUUUGGGUUUCAUGGUUGUUUAUAUUGCACUCAAUGAUCUAUUUCUUUCAUCAUUAUGAAUUACCCAACCUUCUCAUUGAUUUGGAAUUCCGUGAUUUCGUUUCUGAUGAUCAAGUCAUAAGUCAAUUUCAUUCACAAGUUUCAGCAGCAUGGUUAUCUCAUCAAAGUGAUACGAAUUCUUUUGGUAUAGAGUCUACAAAUCCAUCUGUUAAUUUCGACGUGCAUCCAGAUCCUGUGAAUACAACGACUUGCAGUGACGACGAUGUUGAUGAUAUGGGCGCGUCAGAUUCGAAUGAAAAAGCAAUAACAGUCACAGUCGCACAUCUGAAACCCCAGUUAGUAGUUCCAGUGAAAUGUCUAGUUGAUGUGUGA